Rosa chinensis is the source of this 944-nucleotide messenger RNA. RefSeq names its product chlorophyll a-b binding protein of LHCII type 1. The transcript has a single exon. NCBI's taxonomy places the organism in Eukaryota, Viridiplantae, Streptophyta, Magnoliopsida, Rosales, Rosaceae. Gene Ontology annotation, cellular component: chloroplast thylakoid membrane; plastoglobule; chloroplast envelope. The record is from RefSeq and is a predicted model, not a curated record. Bases 58 to 846 code for a protein of 262 amino acids. Gene Ontology annotation, biological process: photosynthesis, light harvesting in photosystem I; response to light stimulus.
CAACAACUCUCAUUCUCACGUCUUCCAUUUCUUUACUUUCUUACUUCCAAGUUUACAAUGGCUGCUUCCAUGGCUCUCUCCUCCCCAACAUUCGCCGGCAAGGCCGUGCAACUUGCCCCUGCCGAGGUUUUUGGAACCGGAAGGAUCUCCAUGAGGAAAACUGCAGGCAAGUCUGUUUCCUCUGGAAGCCCAUGGUACGGCCCAGACAGAGUCAAGUACUUGGGCCCAUUCUCUGGUGAACCCCCAAGCUACCUCACUGGUGAGUUCCCUGGUGACUACGGUUGGGACACUGCUGGGCUCUCAGCCGACCCAGAGACCUUUGCCAAGAACCGUGAGCUCGAAGUGAUCCACUCCAGGUGGGCCAUGCUCGGAGCUCUCGGGUGCGUCUUCCCCGAGCUCUUGGCCCGCAACGGCGUCAAGUUUGGCGAGGCUGUGUGGUUCAAGGCCGGAGCCCAAAUCUUCAGCGAGGGCGGCCUUGACUACUUGGGCAACCCUAGCUUGGUCCACGCGCAGAGUAUCUUGGCCAUCUGGGCCACCCAAGUCAUCUUGAUGGGCGCAGUUGAGGGAUACAGAAUUGCUGGAGGCCCACUUGGAGAAGUUGAAGACCCACUUUACCCAGGAGGCAGCUUUGACCCAUUGGGCCUUGCUGAUGACCCAGAAGCUUUUGCUGAGCUUAAGGUGAAGGAGCUCAAGAAUGGUAGGUUGGCCAUGUUCUCUAUGUUUGGCUUCUUUGUUCAGGCCAUUGUUACCGGAAAGGGACCAUUGGAGAACCUUGCCGACCACCUUGCUGACCCAGUCAACAACAAUGCCUGGUCAUACGCCACCAACUUUGUCCCCGGAAAGUGAAGAGCCUGGAAUUGUUAUCUUUAGUUUGCUAUGUUGUCGGUGAUGUAAAUUUGUUUCAAUCAAUGGACAACUUGAUUUGAUCUGUGUGCAAGAAUUCA